GCGGGGCUGGUGGCGUAGCCAGGCGCCAUCCUUCCUGUCGUACUCUUCCUUGUAGGUGUCCUGCUCCGCGCUGGCCCCGCGGCCAUUUUGGGCUUCGCUGCCACCCGCGCCCGCCUACCCAGCCCUUCCGGGGUUGCGUUGCCCAGGGGCUUUUUAACGGCCCGUCCCCUCUGGCCAGUCGCAGCAGUCGCCGCGGGAGGGCUCUGUCUACGGUGGAGGGGCCUCGAGCGAACUAGAACACCUUCGUCCCGCCAGAAUGAAUGUCGUCUCCUCUGCGUCCUGCGCCUGCUGUUCCGGCCUGUGGUCCAACGCCCGCGGCCGAAGCCGCUUCCCCUUGUGGCUCUUCUCCUGCCCCGGGGAUCGGCCCGGGACCCCGACUCCGCCGCGCGGCAAGGCCAAGACUGCGUAGACGUCUCCGGAUAACGCCCGACCUGCAGCCCUCAGAGACUGCCCAGACCAAGGACAUGGAGCCGGCAGCAGACGGAUCGCGGCCGCGGCCGGGCUUCCGGUUCUGGCUGCUCUCCUUCUUUCCCCGGCGCUCGCAACCCAGCCCUUCCAAGUUGCCCACACCUUCUGCCCCGGAACACUCCGGGGACUCCAGACUGGCUGCUGCCCCCGAGCCCCAGGCUCGGACCGGCUACUGGAUGAAGCUGCUUUCCCAGCUCUUCGCGCCACUCCCCGGCUUGCUUCAGAAGCUGCUGAUCUGGAGCCAGCUUUUCGGCGGGAUGAUUCCGACCAGAUGGCUAGAUUUUGCUGGAGGCUACAGCGCGCUCCGAGCCCUGAAGGCUCGGGAGGACCCGGGCGGCCCCCCGGCGCAGAAAUCUUUAAGGUCGCUGCGGCUCGACCCCUCGGACGACGCUGCCGCCAGUCCCCUCGAUUGGCUAGAGGAGGGCAUCCUCUGGCAGUGCUCGUCUUCAGAUCUAGAAUUGGGACUCAAAGCCCAGGCUGGAGUUCUGCACCCUGGCGCGCACGCUUUUCUGUUAGAGCCGCAGCUGUGGGGGGCAGUGGAGCUGUUGCCGAGUGGCUUCCAAGGCCAUCUGUGCUCUAACCGGGAACUUGGCUCUCCGCCCGCCGGCCCUCUAAACCGGCGUUUCAGCAGUUUCAGCGUCGUCUCCUAUUUGUUGAAGCCCGCCUAUCUGGGCUGCCUGCCCCGGGUGGGGCUCGGCUAUCAGAACGGCGUGGGAAGUGGCGAGCCUGUUGAUUUCCAGACCUUCAGCGCAGAGGGCAGCUGUCGCACUGAAGACCGUGAUCCUCCCUACCCGCCAAAGGCGGAGAUCGCUUGCCCCUCCCGGCAGGGAUGUCCGCCUCUUUCUAAAGAGGGCCUGCCAGAAAUCCACCAUCUUCGCACGAAACGGCUGGAGUUCCUUCAGCAGGCCACCAAGGGGCAAGCGUUACCCACCCCAGACCAAGAUCAUGGCUACCACAGCCUGGAGGAGGAACAGAACUUGCUCCGGAUGGAUCUGAAAUCCGGCGGAGAUAGUCCCACGCAGUGUGUUCCCUCUGUUGGAUCCCUUCCCGGAACCGCCCAGGAACCCACCGAGGGAAGAAUCGCAUCGUUGACUACAGAGGUUCCAGUCUCUUUGGAAAAGCCGGGCCCCUUGGAAGGAAGGCUGUCUGGUGAGAUACCAGUGGAGAAAGAGCCUGGAGAGGACCAAAGAAGUGUUGGGGACUCCUCAGACCUAGAAAAUGACCUUCCCAUUUCCACCAGGCCAGCUUGUAGUAACAGACUGAUAGAUUUCAUUUUGGGGGGAACAUCCAGUGACCUAGAAGUGAGUUCUGACUCCGGAGGUGAGGAUUGGGAUGAGGAAGCUGAGGAUGAUGGUUUCGAUAGUGACCGCUCACUCUCAGAAUCAGACCUUGAACAGGACUCUGAAGGGCUCCACCUUUGGAACUCUUUCUAUAGUGUAGAUCCUUAUAAUCCCCAGAACUUUAGGGCAACAAUUCAGACUGCUGCCAGAAUUGUUCCCGGAGACCCUCCUCACUCAGAGGAGGAUUCGACUGACAAGUCUGAUGUGGAGAAUUCUCCCCAGACUGGAAGCCUUCCCGAGUCUCCUGACCAUAAUUCUGGGGAGGAAGAGGACUGGGAAUCUAGUGGAGAUGAAGCAGAGAGUCUCAGGCUGUGGAACUCUUUUUGUCAUUCCGAUGACCCCUACAACCUUCUAAAUUUUAAGGCUCCUUUUCAAACAUCAGGGAAAACUUGGAAAGGCUGUCGUGACUCAGAGAGGCCGUCUGAGCCUACUGUGGCCAUUUCUGGUUGUCACACCGUAUUAUCUUGUGAGGUGCAGCUGUUAGGCAGCCGAGAGAGGGAAGGUCCAGACUUGGUACCGGGUGGGGUUCUUUCUGGAGAAAGACACACGCGUAUCAAGAGAAAAAAGGUAACCUUCCUUGAAGAAGUUACUGAGUAUUAUAUAAGCGAUGAUGAGGACCGCAAAGGACCAUGGGAAGAAUUUGCUCGGGAUGGAUUCAGGUUCCAGAAACGAAUUAAAGAAACAGAAAAUGCUAUUGGAUAUUGCUUGACGUUUGAGCACAGAGAAAGAAUGUUUAAUAGACUCCAGGAAAGAUGCUUCAAACAACUUAAUGCUUUCAAGCAAUGAUAAGAUGAUUUGGUGGCCUCUAACUCACGCAUACACUACCUCUUACUUGAGAGGUUUCUUUUAAAAACAAAAAAUUGGCAGCUGUCCUUUUUUGUAGAGGAUAUGCAACUUGGAUAUAGUGACCUAGUUUAAUGUGUUGUUUUUUUUGUUUGUUUGUUUGUUUUUGUAACCGAUCUCACUCAGAGAUGGGCCAGGUUUGAAGGCAAGCCCUGGUAAUGAUGAGAUGGUGGGAUUCCUAAUCCUCCCUUUUUUGAUUCAGUUGGAUGUAUUUUUCAAUGUCAUGUGCUUGAUGAGGUGUAAAAGACCUCUUAAGGUGAAAUUUUACAUUUUCAAAACCCUUUUCCUUGGGAAACAAUAUUUAUAGGGUUCAAAGCCCAUUUUCCAUUCUAAUUUAAAUUCUGUGUACCUGUCUGAAAACUUUGGGCUCUUCCCACCCAACAUUCUAAAGUUAAUGGGCGUUUAUGUUUUCUCUCUAUAUUUUUUUAUUUCAGUGAUGUGAUCCUUCUAGCUUUAACGCUAAGAAAAUAAUCUUGUAUAUGCUAUGGACUUAAAUUAUCUUGUGUCAACUUUGUCCCUUCUAAAAAUGACUUUGGGUGAACAUGUGUGGUGGGUUUUUAUUUCUAGGUUAAAUUCUACCUGAGAUCUUUCUGAGGACCACCACAAAACUUAGGUGUGCAGUACUUUCUGCUACCUUGGGAAAGCUGCAUCUUUUUCUGCCAAAUUUUAAUGUGUCACAAGUUUAGCUUCUGUGCAGACUGUUUCUUGGAGAGGGCUCUGUGUAUGUUAUUGUCAUUCCAGUUCAAUGGCUCUUUGUAUAUUUCAACAGGCAGAAUUUGUAAAAAACUCCAGAGAGUAAUAUUUGCAUCAUAGACAUUUACUUUUUAAAUUUAAAGGCCGAGAAUUUUCCUAGGAAGAAACUAGGAGACUCUCAGAGCGAUUUGGUUUUGUUGUAUAUGCUGUCAACAGAAAACCAGUGUUAUUCAUCUCAUGCUUCAGCACUGUCACUUUUAAAACCUGUCAGGGUGACACUAUAAACUUGGAAAAGGGCACUUCUGAAUUUUCCAGUUUGCAAUGUAAAAUACAGACUUCAUCAAUCUCCAAGUUUAUUGUGUUGUACUGGUAGAGAAGUAAUGACAAGGCCUAGACUUUCAGGAAAGGAUGGUACUAUAGACUUACGGUACUUAUAGACUUAACAAGAAAAAGUCCCAUUUUUAGCCCAGAGGUUUUUUUUGAAUUGAAGUUUUUGCAGUGGCUGGUUGUCCAUGGUUUCUUUAGUUAGCUCGACUUGGUGUGCUUCUGCUAGGCUGAGGUGUAAAUGCUUAUCAGCUCCUUCCUGGUCUCUUGCCACCCCCCGUGCUUGUUGCAGGCAAUGGAAAGCCUGAGUAGAACAGGUGACCUUUGUUUGAACUUGUUUCAUCGUGGGAACAAAUUUUUUGUUAGAAGUGCUUGCAGAGUUACUACCUUAGUUUACAGUCUACCUGGUCAUUAUUUUAUUCCUAUCUGGUUUGCUCUAAGAACCGCCUCCAAUAAUAAUACAUAUAUUUGUACUUAAACACGCCAGGAGUACAACAGCUUGAAAGCGGGUCAGAUUGUGCAGAGCCGGUGUACGGCGUGUGUGGUGCACCUCCAACUUUCGGGAAUCCUAGGGAAUGCUUUGGCAGAGUUCUGUUGUAAACUAGGGAGACAGGCUGGUUUUAAGCACCAACUGUGCCCGUUGGAAAGAAGGGAUCAUUUGCCUUGAAGAAAGCUUUCUGAAAAUGGUACGGGCAUUCUUUUGAAACCAGACUGAAGUACACUGUUUUGGUUCAUGGCUGAGUCUGAAAUCCAGCACCUCUGCGUAUUUGAAAAUAAUGGGAUAGCUUGGCAUGUACUGGAUUUUGGAAACUUGUUCCCUUGGGAUCCACCCUCACUACCAAAUGAGUAAAAGCUUGGUGAAGAAUUCUCCCAUUUACUACCCUCCUUUAAAGGAAGUGAUCAGACAGUGACUGAAAGGACAGAAGGGGCUGUUUUUAAGUUGGACUGAAGGAGAAUAAAUUCUUGUCAUUUCAUCCCAAUCCUAGUUGUUAGAACAAAGUUAAACUUGAAGCUGUAAUUGAACAUUGUAUACAUUUAAAGUCUUAAACAAUGGUGCUUUAAGUAUCAGUGUAGCAUGUGAAAGGCUCUGUACAGACACAUAAAAUUUCCUUCUCUGAGUGUUGCAAUGUGGUAACCGCACCUCUCCAUCUUCAACUUGAAAUCAAACUCUCAGAUUUUAUUUUUGUAUAAUUUAAGGAAGGUGAAUUUAGGGGACUAGAAGACUAAAUUGGCUUCUACAGAUCCAGUGACUUAAAUGUAACCAGUUUGUUGGGAUUUUAUAGCUAAAAUUAUAUUUGUGUAUAUAACUUUAACUAAUCUGUAAAUUGUAAUAAAUAUAUUUGCAAUUAUUAAAUGUUACCUGAUAUUUUGGUUCAAGUUUA
This is a messenger RNA of Neogale vison (American mink), 5050 nucleotides long. It is a transcript of the gene PPP1R15B, whose product is annotated as protein phosphatase 1 regulatory subunit 15B. Gene Ontology annotation, cellular component: endoplasmic reticulum; protein phosphatase type 1 complex. NCBI's taxonomy places the organism in Eukaryota, Metazoa, Chordata, Mammalia, Carnivora, Mustelidae. Gene Ontology annotation, molecular function: protein phosphatase regulator activity. Bases 261 to 2594 code for a protein of 777 amino acids. Gene Ontology annotation, biological process: response to endoplasmic reticulum stress. The record is from RefSeq and is a predicted model, not a curated record. The transcript is spliced from 2 exons.